CUAAAACCUUUUCCUCGUUAAUAAAUUAUUUAAUAAUUCAUAAAAAGCAUGGCAUCUCUCUAAUGGCAUAAAGCAAUCAGACCCCACAAGCAAUAAAACCCUGCAAGCUACGGUCAGGUUUAGCACAUUCUUCCAUGGAUACCGAAUCUGAACCAAAACCUUCUUAUUACGUCGAAGACGGCGUCAGAAGGGUUUCUUCCAUGUCAUCAUCAUCCUCCUCAACCACCAGCGUCCACGUUACGGCCCUUGACGGUCUUGUCAACGUCAACUCUCUCUUCACCAUCGCCGUCUUCGUAGGUCUGUCCCUCGCCACUCCCGGCCAGAAAAGCCUCGAGGACCGGACCGCCUGCGACGCCGGAGACGACGUUGCUAAGAAAGUCCUUGUCUUCGAGGUUGUCUCCUUCAGCUUCUUCCUCUUCUCCUCCCUCGUUGCUCAGGGCCUCAAGCUCGCCAUCAACCUGCUCAACAGCAAGGACGUUGACGAAGCCUUCCGGGCCCAUAUAAACCUCAAGGUGCUCCGGUUAGGUAUGAUGGGCUCCGCCGUCGGGUCCGUCAUGGGUUGUCUUUUCUUGAUGUUGUCGAUGGUUGAUGUGAUUCAGAUCCGGUUGGGUUUGCUCUCCUGUGGCAGUAAGUCUGCGGUCCAUGCGGUCGCGGCUUUGGUUAUCUUGGUUUCCUCUGCUCUCCUGGUUUACAUUUCCACUGCUAUCUAUGCUUUCUUGCAUUAAUUGAACAAAACAAAAAUCACAGCACCGAAUUGGUAAAUUUUUUUUUUCAUAAAGUAUUCUGCAUUACUCAAAUGUGAAAUCUGCAGCUUGUUCAAGAAAUUGGGUUUGCUCCAUUCAGUAUCUAUAAAUAGAAAAUGUUUAAAUGCGGUUGGAGAACUAUAAUGAUUAUCUACUUGGUUAUAUACAGGUAGAAGACAUGCUUAAUUUUGUAAUUCUGAUUGAAUGCAAUCUGUUUAACUGGCAUAUAAAAAAUAUUUUUGGUUUGUUUGUUAA
Carica papaya (papaya) is the source of this 998-nucleotide messenger RNA. RefSeq lists its product as uncharacterized. The record is from RefSeq and is a predicted model, not a curated record. Lineage: Eukaryota; Viridiplantae; Streptophyta; Magnoliopsida; Brassicales; Caricaceae.